Molecule: messenger RNA, 6770 nt
Organism: Ostrea edulis (European flat oyster)
Lineage: Eukaryota; Metazoa; Mollusca; Bivalvia; Ostreida; Ostreidae
Product: serine/threonine-protein phosphatase 6 regulatory ankyrin repeat subunit C-like
Exons: 10
Coding region: 2448-6422 (1324 amino acids)
Molecular function (GO): protein binding
Source: RefSeq, a predicted model, not a curated record
CAGAAAUGAAUACAGUGUCAUUAGUCUAUAUUUGACAUUUGUGGACAAUAAUAAUUGACCGACUUUUAGUACGAUAUACAUACGUCAGCAGAAACAUACAAUGAAAGAAACCGGGCGAAGUUAGAUUUAUAAUCAAGGGCACAGUUAAAAUCCCAUCCGUCUUAAUCUUUGCAGGAAUCGAACAAACAACUUGCUCGUAAUUUAUCUAUCACGUUUUCCAAAUUGCAGUACCAACCAAUUUCAAAAUUCUACAGAAAAAUAACUCAAAUCAUGAUCUUUGAUCUUUAAUCCCACAGUGAUUUUUUUACAGGUGAAAAAACCCACUGUACUCUUCUAUUCCGAAAUUUACUCCCGUAUGGCAAAUUCAAGUCACUGAAAUUGAGAUAUUCCCUCCACGUGCCUUCUUUGGUUUACGUCUUAUUUGAGGGGAAUUCACUCAUGGGGAUAGUCAUCAACGUUUUGUAACUUGCUACAAAUUUUACAAAUGCUGUCUAACGUGUUUCAUACCGAUUGUUAGACCGUUCUUGGCACAUUGAUUUUGACUACUGAAAACUCUGUUUACCGAUACAGGGCUCACGGCGAACGAGACCGGUCGACAAGGGAUGCUUAUACCUCCUCGGCACCUGAUUCCACCUCUGGUAUAUACAGGGGUCCGUGUUUGUCCAACUCUAUUUUGUAUUCGUUAUCUUCAUCUUUCAUAUGCAUAACACAUUCAGCAGAGGGGUCCUUUAUCAUUUAAACACCUAGUGUAGGUAUUUUAUUCAGAUUAUAAUUUGUUGAUAAAAAAUUCAAACAUAAAAUAACCAAUAUAGAUUAUAAAGAAAUAGAAAUAUCUCAUUUAUGUUGUAUAAUCUUUCUCUGAUCAAUUCGAAAGCAACUUGUAUCGAAUGACGAUAACGCAUGCAAUGACUUUGCUAACUGUGUUUUGUCAAAAUCAAGGAUUUAAAAUGCAUACCGUGGAAUAUGUAUGUAAAACACUGCUUAUUCACAGGUAUCACCAAUUCUCUUUGACAGAAGAAAGUCCACUGUAAACAUUUCGAUCAGAUUUAAUUGUUAUUUACAAAACUAAAACAGUUGAUGACAAGCGAGAUGGAUUUAAUUUUCUCAUUGUAAACUUCUUUUACCUGGCAGCAAUGUAUUUAAUCAUCGCCUGAAUCCGUACGCCUCACAACUGAUUUGUUAUUCGAGAGCUUGUUCUUCAUAUGAUAAUAUUUUAAAGAAUACAUACGGGCUACUGGCAAAGAAGUCAGCAAAUGCAAUAUGUCAUCAUGUCAAAUACUAUUUGACAUAUUCAAGGCGAAGAUAACAAACAGUGAUCAAUCUCAUAACUCUCAUAAGGAAUGCAAAAUAGAGAGUUGGGCAAACACGGACCCCUGGAUAUACCAGUUACCAGGUCGUCCUUUAUGUACUCAUUUUGACUGCAGAUUACUUUGUUUGCGGCGGGUGUGGCCGGUUAACAGGAAAUUUCCAUGAACAGGAAUUGUCUACCUUUAGUAGCCGACAUAGUUUUAUAUUGUUAUGAGUCAAAAUUUCUUUUAAAAAAUAUGUUGCUGUAGCCUUCAAUGACGUCGGUUUAUUUAUUUUCGAAAUAAGACACUAAAUAGUCUAAAUAGUCUUACUUAGUUCUUUUUAACAUAUAUGGUUAUGGCAAAUUAACAACUCAACUUCAUGACAAACGAAAUGAUUUCACCUACCUAAUUGUCAGCGUCCCAUAAUUACGGAGCAAUAUUUGAUGAUUACGGGGAAAUGGUGUGUAUGAUUCGAUUCACAAUGAAGAAGUUCUUGUUACAGGGGUUUCAACAGUCUUCUCUGAAGUCAGCAUUUUGCAAAUCCUAUGGGCGUUAAAAUAACCAUGUUUGGAAAUUCAACGUGUAACUAAGUCGAAUGCUGUCGGACGUGUUUCUUACCAAUUGUUAGACCAGUCUUUGCAUACUAAUUUUGACUGUGAAUUACUCUGUUUAUUUACUCAAGAUAGAGAGCUAACAACGGGUGUGGCCGAUCGACAGGGGAUGCUUACUCCUCCUAGACACCUGGUCCCACCUUUGCUGUGUCCUGGGGUUUAUGUUUACAAAAUUCUUAUUCUUUAUGAGAUAGAUGAGAUUGAUCGUUUUUCAUUAUAAUUUUUUUCUUGCGGAAAAUGAAUGAUAAUUCUAAAACAGUUUCAUGUCCACAGGGUUUGAUCAAGUGGCCUACCUACUUCAUGGUUAUUUAAAAUUUUGAAAUAUUUUUUAAUGGUUAAGAAAAACUUGUAUAGCAUCUAACAAUUAGUACAUUUAUUUGCAGUAAAGAAUCAAAUCAAGAGGCGAGGAAUUGAUUUCCUAUUAAGUAUGUCCACCGAACAUGGGGAGUAUCACAACGGAAUAGCACAGCUCUAGAAAUGUGAAUUGCAGCCUAACAUCAGAUUAUCAAAAUUUUUAAAUGUGAAUGUCCCAGUAGAAGUUCUUGGAAUGGGAAAAGAAGAGAUUGAAACAUUUGUCAGAAACUACAAAAAAGGGAGUACAAAAGUAUACUGUGGCCGUGGAAUGGUGGUCGGUUGCUUUGGGGCAGGAAAGACAACUCUGGUAAAGAAACUGAAGGGAGAAGAUGUAUCUCUUCCACCGGAAUCAACGAGAGGUUUAGAAGUUCAUACUGAUAUUUUUACUGUGAAUCAAAACGAAACAGUUUUGGCGGUGAACAAGGAUCAGAAGGGUAGACAGCGUUUGCAGAUAAAUCUGGAUACGUUAAGGAGUGGAGUUGUCAAGCCUUCAUCGGAUACCGACCGUUCAAAUGCAAACGCUUAUGAUGAUGAAAUACCAAAUACAACUAUCUCAUCAGCAAUAGAUCUGGAAACAUCGGGGAGUGGAGUUGUCAAACCUUCAUCGGAUGCUGACCGUUCAAAUUCAAACGCUUAUGAUGAUGAAAUACCAAAUACAACUAUCUCAUCAGCAAUGCAUCUGGAAACAUCGGGGAGUGGAGUUGUCAAACCAUCAACGGAUGCUGAACGUUCAGAUCCAAAAACUGGCGAUGAAAUACCAAGCACAACUAUUUCGCCAGCAGUAGAUCUGGGAACAAAGGAGAGUGAAGUUGUCAAGACUUCAUCAGAUAUUCAUGGUAAUCAGAGAUCUGACGAAACUGGAAAACAUCAUGUUAAAGAUCUCGCAAUAUAUCGGAGUACAGAGACUGUUGCAAAUAAAAAGGAUAAAAAUCAACAGAUUCCGGGACAUGAGAUAGGAAUGAUCCUACCUAAUGUCAUUGAUAAACCAGUAAAGACGAUAAGUUUGUUGGACUUUGCUGGUCAAGAUGCUUAUUACGCCUGCCAUCACAUCUUCCUAAGCCCAAGGAGUUUUUAUAUCCUAGUCACGGAUAUGUCUAAGAAAUUGACCGAAAAACCAACCAACGCUCUUCAAAGAAAGGAUCUCAUGUACAGUGACUGGACUCACCAGGAUUACAUCAACCACUGGCUGGGUUCAAUCCACACAUAUUCUUCGAAAACAGCCCCGGUCAUUUUGGUUCAAUCCCAUUCAGAAAAAAAAGAAAAGAAAGAGAAAGAAGAUUACUUUUUAAAAGUACUUCAAGAUGUAACGGACACAUUGCAUGUGCAUUUAAGUACUGACAAAGUGUUUGCAGUAGAAAAGGACUCUGACGAAAAUAUUGAAGAAAUCAAAUCAAGCAUGUUAAAGAUUGUCAAGAAUCAAAACCAUUGGGGAGAGUCCAUUCCUACAUCAUGGGUUCAUCUAGAGGCGUAUUUAAUGGAAAUCAAAAAACAACAAAUGGUUUUGCAAAAGAAAGACCUUUGGGAGACAUUGGCAUUUCAAUCAUCUCAACCAGACUUGCAAUUGACAAGCAAAGAGGAUAUGACGACUGCACUGAGAUUCUUUAAUGAUAUUGGUGUUAUCCUCUUUACCACUUCCUCAGAGUCCAUUAUUCUUGAUGUACAGUGGUUUGUGGAUGCGUUCAAGCACAUCAUAACAGAUGAAAGUCACGCAAAGCAUGACAUAACAAAACAUUUUACCGAUUGGAGAAAGUUCAAUGCAAAUGGAAUUUUGCCAAAGAAUCUAGUGAAAGAAAUAUGGAGAGGAUCGGAGUCACUCACUAGAUACACGGAGGAUUUAAUUUUUCACUUGAUCAGGCUUGGAAUGAUUGCUGAAAUAGAAAAGGGAGAAAAAUACUAUGUCCCUUGUAUGAACAAACAGAAGUAUAACACGAAAGUCUUGAACAAGUGUGCUUGUUCUUACAUUGUCUGCUUCACUUUUCAAUAUCUACCAUUGGUGAUUUACCAUCGCUUAGUUGCUACAUGCAUGACAGAGGAAGGCUGGAGGAUUUGGGAUGGCAACGAUCAGAAGGAGACCGCAAACACAAGUAAAUGCGUGUUUCACACCGCUGCCAUACUUCAAGGCAAAGACGAUCUCAAGAUCCUAAUAGGGAUAACAGAAAACAAACACAAUUUGUAUGAUGAGAAACACGAGAAUAGAUAUCCUUAUUCUAUAGAAAUACAGGGAUUUGUAUUAGAAAAUCAAACGAUGCAACCACAGUUCGCAAGAAGCAAACUAAAACGAAUCAGAGAACAUUUAAAAGAUUUAACUUCAUGUUUUGGAGCAAAUCGUGACAGGGCCUUCAAGAUUGGAUAUAGGUGUUCAAUCACCCCAUUUUCUGACACUCCUGAUUCCCACAUCAUUUUACUGUCUGAAAAAGAAUGCACAACAUGCAGGAAAUCUGUAAAUGUCGACGACAUGCGAUCCUUUUGGAUGGAUGACGCUAGAUCCGAGAAUGACAUAUUUCACAUUGAUGAAGAGAAACAAGAGAGAAAAAAUAAAGAUGAAGACAAUGAAACUCAACUUAAAAUACAACACGCUGACAACGUUAGCAUUUUUGAAUCAAACAACAAAACGAGAAAUAGACGUGUAGAAAAUGGCAACUUUCCUGCAGAUUCUCAUGAACCUGACAAUAACGACAGUGUCCAUAAUGAAGGAAAUGAAGGAGAUACCACGUCUUUACAACCACUAACUGAUGUCCAACAGGACAACGAUAGUGGGGGAUACAGGCCUAAUGUAUUACACGAAGCCUGCAAGAAUGCGAAACUGGAAAUGUGUGAGCAUCUUAUCAAAACACACCCCAACCUUCUGCACAGUGUAGAUAAUAAUGGAUGGAAUGCUGCUCUACACACCGCUUUGGGAGGAAACGUUAAAAUUCUACAACUACUGGCAGACAAUGAAGUAGACGUCAAACAUAAAGACAAUUACGGCUGGAACAUUCUUCAGAUGGCAUGUUUGAACGCUAACUUAGAAAUGAGUCGUUAUAUCGUCCAAACAUACCCUGUCCUUCUACACAGUGUAGAUAAUAAUGGAUGGAAUGCUGCUCUACACGCCGCGCGGGGAGGAAACCUUAAAAUUCUACAACUACUGGCAGACAAUGAAGUAGACGUCAAACAUAAAGACAAUUACGGCCGGAACAUUCUUCACGCGGCAUGUGUACACGCUAACUUAGAAAUGAGUCGUUAUAUCAUCCAAACAUACCCUGACCUUCUACACAGUGUAGAUAAGUAUGGAUGGAAUGCUGCUCUAUACGCCGUUAAAGGAGGAAACGUUAAAAUUCUACAACUACUGGCAGACAAUGAAGUAGACGUCAAACAUAAAGACAAUGACGGCCGGAACAUUCUUCACGCGGCAUGUGUACACGCUAACUUAGAAAUGAGUCGUUAUAUCAUCCAAACAUACCCUGACCUUCUACACAGUGUAAAUAAUAAUGGACGGAAUGCUGCUCUACACGCCGCUUUGGGAGGAAACGUUAAAAUUCUACAACUACUGGCAGACAAUGAAGUAGACGUCAAACAUAAAGACAAUUACGGCUGGAACAUUCUUCAGAUGGCAUGUUUGAACGCUAACUUAGAAAUGAGUCGUUAUAUCGUCCAAACAUACCCUGUCCUUCUACACAGUGUAGAUAAUAAUGGAUGGAAUGCUGCUCUACACGCCGCGCGGGGAGGAAACGUUAAAAUUCUACAACUACUGGCAGACAAUGAAGUAGACGUCAAACAUAAAGACAAUGACGGCCGGAACAUUCUUCACGCGGCAUGUGUACACGCUAACUUAGAAAUGAGUCGUUAUAUCAUCCAAACAUACCCUGACCUUCUACACAGUGUAGAUAAGUAUGGAUGUAAUGCUGCUCUAUACGCCGUUAAAGGAGGAAACGUUAAAAUUCUACAACUACUGGCAGACAAUGAAGUAGACGUCAAACAUAAAGACAAUGACGGCCGGAACAUUCUUCACGCGGCAUGUGUACACGCUAACUUAGAAAUGAGUCGUUAUAUCAUCCAAACAUACCCUGACCUUCUACACAGUGUAAAUAAUGAUGGGCAAAAUGCUGCAUUCUUCGCCGCUUUGGGAGGAAACGUUAAAAUUCUAGAACUACUGGCCGAUCAUGGAGUGAAGAUAAAAACAGAAAACUAGGACAUUUUUUUUUAAUUUUUGUUUUCAAUUAAAAGGGCAUAAUGUAAAACCUAUGUUUAUAGAAAAAGUAAUUAUGAUGUGAUAAUGGACAUCUCUUAUGUGGAAGAAUGUAAAAUUCAGUGAGUAUAAAGUAUUAUGUAAGCAGAGUACAUCAAAUUAACUAUAAUCCGCUUCAAUGAAGUUUUCGAUAGCUCCGUUUGUGGAAAAAUCAGCAGUUAUUUUGUUCAACUUCUUGAUUAUACGAUAUUGUUUAUAGUUAAAUAAACAUAUCAGAAUGUCCUAAAGGGACUGGUUCACGUUUUUUUAAGAAAAAAAUAUUUUUUCAUUUAUAAUAUUAAAAUUUAAAAA